This is a messenger RNA of Triticum turgidum subsp. durum (durum wheat), 918 nucleotides long. NCBI's taxonomy places the organism in Eukaryota, Viridiplantae, Streptophyta, Magnoliopsida, Poales, Poaceae. The record is from the annotation of a GenBank genome assembly.
AUGAAUGGUAUAAGUAUAUAUACCAGGAUACUAUCGGAGACCCUUCUUCGACUUUAUACCCUAGCAGGCCAAGUAAAAAAGGGAAUGGUGCCGCCGUGGACCCGCGAUGUCGAGGAGGCGAUGGCGAACGCGGAGGAGGAGGAGGACGUCGAGGAGCCCCUCGACUGCGGCAUCUGCUUCCUUCUACUCGAUGCGCCGCCGACCUUCAUGUGCGAAGCUGGGCACCUGAUCUGCUCGCCCUGCCGCGACAUGCUCGGGCUGGUGGCGGGGACGUGCCACGUCUGCAGCGCCAAGGCCGCCCGCCUCGGCUCUCGCCGGAGCCUCGGCCGCGACGUCUGGCCGGUCUACUAUGAGCCCGGCGACCGCUGCGGCGCGCUCCGCGGGCCGUGCCGCUGCCCAGGCGACGCCUGCGGCUUCGUCGGCAGCACGGCGGCGCUCCUCUGUCACUUCGUCAGCGCUCAUGACUGGCCGGUCCACGCCGGGGUGACCUCCGGGGACAGCAUCGCCGUCCGCCUGCAGGACGGCUUCAACAUCGUCGCCGUCGACUGCAUCGGCGGCGCCUCCGGGCAAGACCGCCUAGAAUUCCCCGGAAGGUAUCUGCUCGUGCUGGAGAUGAUCCAGCAGACAUUCGGCCGCACGGUCUUCGCCUUCUGCCUACGUCCCGACGCCGCCUUCUGGGAGAAGGAGGCGCAGUGCCGCGUCAGCCUCUACUACUCGCGCAACAUCCUCGAAGGCGACGAUGACAAGCCGCCGGUUCAGUGCUACUACCAGACAACCAAGGCCAGCGUGACGUGCACCGAUCUCUCCAGCGGGCUGCCCGACCCCGAGGACUGCUUCCAGGCUCACGUGUACCGCUCCGUCGACCUGGAGGACAACGAGGACACCGUCGAGGUGACGCUCAGGAUUCUCAUCAACUGA